Messenger RNA from Acaulospora morrowiae, 709 nucleotides. The record is from the annotation of a GenBank genome assembly. Lineage: Eukaryota; Fungi; Glomeromycota; Glomeromycetes; Diversisporales; Acaulosporaceae.
GCCCUUCAAUUGUCCGGUUCCCGGUUGUGGUAAAUCAUAUAGACGUCUCGAUCAUCUGCAAAGUCACGCUGUUGUGCACGGACAAGACUCAAAGCCGUUCAAGUGUCGGAUUCCGACAUGCAGGUCAAGUUUCUCGGUGAAGCACCAUCUUUCCAGACAUCUUAAACAAAUACACCAAGUUGAGAGACCUUAUAAAUGUCACGAAGAAGGCUGUGACUUAUCAUUCGCCCGGGAGCAUUUACUAAGAAACCACGCGACCGUACACACGGGAAAGAAGCCAUAUUCCUGUGAGAGGUCUGGGUGUGAUAAAAGUUUCUCGACGUCCACCAAAUUGAGGAUUCAUAGUCGUGUCCAUUUCGGUAUUGUAUCUAUCUACCAUAUUCUUCAUUCUCACCUAAUGCAAGAGUAUAUUGGAUUAAGUUUUGCGAGUAGAUCAAAAUCGUUGGCGCCAAUCUGUGAGAUAUGUGAAAAACAAGUGAAAGACAUGAAAUCUUUGCGCAGACAUAUGCAAACUCAUAACUCUGAUCGCAUAAUGUUCCCUUGCGAAUGGGAAGGUUGCGACAAGUACUAUUAUGAUAGAAAGGCAGUGUACAAACAUGUCCGAGCUGUACACGAAAACAUACGACCGUUUUCUUGCAGUGAAACCGGGUGCGGAAUGUCAUUUACCUACAAACACGUUCUCAACAAUCAUGUCAAGUCUUUGCACACG